GUGAUUUAUUGUUGUUUGCAUGAACUUAAAAAAAUUAAAUGAUUGUAAUUUAAAGUUAAUGGAACGUAAUAAUUGAUACAAUCAUUUUAAUCAUGGAAACUUUCAUGUUUACAUGAUAAGAAUUUACAGUCUAUAAUGUCAAAGAAUCAAACUUCAUUCUGUCUCAGAUGCAUGGAAGUUAUUUUGAAGCAAUACUUGUUCUUGAUAGGUCACAUCUGUCUCCUGCUAAAGCUACAAGGCCUUUAACCAUGUUACCGGUAUACUGGUAAAAAAAACCAUGUGCAACCACAUUAUCGACAUCUUUGUAUGUACUAAAGAGGAAAAUUAUAUGUUAGCGUCAACUUCAAUUAUGUACUGCAGUUGAAACAUUGAAACCUUCGACAACAUUUUUAAUUUAUGAACAAGCAGAAAGGAAAAAGUAGACUAGUUCAGCUGCUGGCAACAGUUGUUAUCAAGCUAGUGUUCUGAACACAUGUAUUUAACGUUUCUUGUAUUUUUCGAGUCCGUAUAUUGAUAAAUUUCAUUGGUCUCAGACUAUGGUGAUAUGACACUUAUGUAUACUAGUGAUGAAAUAACAAGAGAUGGUACAAAAAUGAGGACAUUAAACUAAAAAUACAAUUAGACCCGAUAAAAUUACUCACGUGACUAUAGAAGAGAAAAGAAAAAAAGGAAAGCUAAGGCAUCUACUCUGACAAAAAGCUAAUAUAUCUCCCUCACACUCUCAAGCAUUUCUUGUGUAGUAAGGGAACGUCUCUCGAGGUUGCUAACCGAGUUAUUCAGUCUACUGUUGAGCAGAGUGCGCGAAUGACCGGCAGUCCGUUUCAUCCUACCUAAGCACCAACACACUUGAUUAAAUUCCAUUCAUUUAAAGGCAUUUUGAUUUGUGACUUAAAAUGGCGAGUGUUGAUACUGAUCUUGAAGAAUUAAUGUCCUAUAUCGGGGAGUUUGGCAAAUACCAGGGCUUUCAAUUUUCUUUACACGUGAUGAGCGGACUUUUAGCUGGACUGCACAUGCUCACGCUAGUAACUGUCGCUGCAGUACCUGAUCAUAAAUGUGUUGUACCUGGAUUACGAGAGAGUCUAGGUGGAAUAGAAUUAACAUGGGAUAACGUACCAAGAAUAAAUCAAACAUCCAUAAAUGGUACAGAUCUAACUGAAAUUGGCAUUUCUUCGAGUAAUUGUACUUAUAAAGUUUUUAAUGAAGAAGAGAAGCCUUGUACAGAAUGGGUGUAUGACCCAACAUAUUAUAAAUCAUCUCGAGCAAUUGAAUGGAAUUUCGUUUGUUCUAAUAAAUGGAAACGUGCUGUAGCCCAAUCGACUUACAUGCUUGGAGUAUUCGCCGGUGCAGUUACUUUAGGAAGUUUAGCUGAUAAGUAUGGAAGAAAAAUAAUAUUUUGUAUAUCAGGUACUGGACAAUUAGUCUUAGGUAUUCUGGUUGCUUUAAUUCCAGAAUAUUAUUCUUUCUUAUUAGUAACAUUCCUAUAUGGAAUUUUUGGAUCAGCCGGUGCUUAUAUUACUGGUUUUGUACUUACAAUGGAAUUAGUUGGACCAUCAAAAAGGACAUUAUGUGGUAUAUUGUUUCAAUUGUUAUUCGCGGUUGGAUUUGUCGUUCUGGCAUUUUGGGGAUAUAUUAUUCAAGACCGGAUGUGGCUUCAAAUAAUAUAUGCUCUUCAUAGUACAAUAUUAAUUGGUCAUUGGUGGUACAUGGAUGAAUCUCCUCGAUGGUUGUGGGCUCAAGGUCGUGCUAAAGAAGCCAUUACUAUCGUCCAAAAAGCUUUAAAGAUGAAUGGUGACAACACUCAACUGGACGUUGCUAAAUUUGUUUCUAAAAACAAGAUCAAGAGAUCAGUGCGACAAGAAGACAAAUCAUAUGGAGCAGUAGAUUUAUUUAAAACUCCAAAUUUGAGAAAAAAGUGCCUUAAUGUGUGUUUUAACUGGUUUGCUAACUCAAUUGUUUACUAUGGGUUAUCAUUAAGCAGUGAACAGCUAAAAGGAAAUCCAUAUCUUAUGCUGGCUCUCUGUGGACUAGUUGAACUCCCUAGUUACAUUUUUACUAUUUUCACAAUGGAUAAACUUGGAAGACGUUGUUUAGUCAGUUCUUUUAUGAUCAUAGGAGGUCUCUGUUGUAUUGUUGCAGCUUCUAUUCCCGAAUCUCUACCUGGUACUGAAACAGUCGUCACCACAGUUGCCCUGUUUGGUAAAUCUUGUAUUGCCAUUUCAUUUGCUGUUAUUUAUAACUAUACUGCUGAGCUCUUCCCAACUGUUGUGAGAAACACUGCUAUUGGUAUCGGUUCUAUGUGCUGCAGACUCAGUGGUGCUCUCACACCUUUAUUAUUACUUUUGGAUGUACUUGAUCCACGAGUCCCCGCAACAAUAUUUGGAUUAGUGGCCUUAAUUUCUGGAUUUACCUCACUCUAUCUUCCUGAAACAGUCGGUCAACCGAUGCCUGAAACUCUCGAAGAUGGAGAGAAAUUUGGUAUUGGAGACACAUGUUUUACAACUUGUCUUGGACGAAGAGAUAAUAACAAAGACGUUAUGCUUGAUACUGUUAAUGAUAAAGCCAGUGAAUGACAAAAGACUCAGUGAUAUUAAUAUUUAUACUUAAUUAUUUUUUUAUCAUGCUGUUAUUUUUUUUUAAAUAUACAUCUCACUUGUGUUAUGAAAAUUGAUAUAUUUUAAUAUUAAAAUUUUAUAGCAUGGUAGACAUACAGAUCCUGAUUCAAAUUUUUGAUCAAUCGAAUGUGAAGGUGUCUACUAAGGAUAGUAACAGUAUUUUAUAAAAUUUUUCGUUGAAACAUAAGACCUCAAAGGAUUUAGUACUCUAAUGAAUUGAAAUAUGUGAUUCAUUUUGUUUUUUAUUAAGAUCACAAAAUAAUUUAGGCAAAUUGUAUUUUUAAUAUUAAUCCAUGAGUACUUAUUAUGAUCAUAGAAUCGAUUUUAAAAUUGAUAAAACUUGUGUAAAGAAAUGUAUAUAUAUAUAUAUAUAUAUAAAGUACAUAUUUUCAA
Chelonus insularis is the source of this 3005-nucleotide messenger RNA. Its product is annotated as organic cation transporter protein. The transcript is spliced from 4 exons. NCBI's taxonomy places the organism in Eukaryota, Metazoa, Arthropoda, Insecta, Hymenoptera, Braconidae. Bases 894 to 2570 code for a protein of 558 amino acids. Gene Ontology annotation, molecular function: transmembrane transporter activity. Gene Ontology annotation, cellular component: membrane. Gene Ontology annotation, biological process: transmembrane transport. The record is from RefSeq and is a predicted model, not a curated record.